Molecule: messenger RNA, 3782 nt
Organism: Carassius auratus (goldfish)
Lineage: Eukaryota; Metazoa; Chordata; Actinopteri; Cypriniformes; Cyprinidae
Product: NLR family CARD domain-containing protein 3-like
Exons: 4
Coding region: 494-2611 (705 amino acids)
Source: RefSeq, a predicted model, not a curated record
UUAAAUGCAAAAGUGGAAGAAGAGAGAUAAUGGAUACAGACAAACAGAAGAAAAUAUUACAAUAAUUAAAUCAAUCAAAAAAAUAUUUACUAGACUAGAGUUAUGACAUAUGCAUAGGCCACACAAUUAAAUACACCGACUUUUAUGAAUAAAAAGGUCACAGACACAUUUGAGAUAUGUGAAUGUAAAGAGAUGUAAAUGAACUGUAUAUGAACUAGAAGAGUAGAAUGUAACUGAGGAAGUGUUGUGUCACACUCCAGUGCAGUAGGUGGCGCUGAACACAUUUAACAGACUGAAAGCAGAUAAAUGGGCGGGGCUUGUGUGUUGUUGUCACCUGAGGUCUCUUGCGCAUGCGCGGUCUGCAUCACGAGGACACGCCUUUUGUUUCGAAACCGAAAGUAGAGUCUCAAUACUAAUCGAGUGUAUAAUCACAUUUCCAAGAGUUACAAACUGACAUAAAGACCACAUCACGACCUCAAAUCAGUUCCUCAUCAUGGAGAUCAGUGAGAGAUCUUCAUUUCCAGAUCACAGCUGUGUGUCUCUGAAGAGUGACAGAUCCAUGGAUAAUCCUCCUGAACUCCGUGCUGAACCAGUGACCUCUGACCCCAGAGUCAGCAGGAGGAAGAGGAAGAGAUCUUCAUCUCCAGAUCCCAGCUGUGUGUCUCUGAAGAGUGACAGAGCCAUGGAUAAUCCUCCUAAACUCAGUGCUGAACCAGUGACCUCUGACCCCAGUGCUGAACCAGUGACCUCUGACCCCAGAGACGAUCAGAUACGAGCCCAGGAUCCUCCUCAAGCAGUGAAUGAUGAACUACAGAGAGUCAAAGAGCAGCACAAAACCAGCAUGAAGAACAAGUAUGAGAGAUUAUUUGAGGGACUGAAACUCCAGGAGAAUGAAAGCCUCCUGAACAGCAUCUACACACAGCUCUACAUCAUAGAGGGAGAGAGAGAAGGAGUGAAUGAAGAACAUGAGGUUUUACAGAUGGAGAAAACAGCCAGAACACAACCCUCACAAGACACUCCAAUCUACUGCAAUGACAUCUUUAAAGCCUCCGCUGAAGCAGGAUGUGAGGAGAAAGAGCAGAUCAAGACUGUUCUUACUAAAGGCAUCGCUGGAAUCGGAAAAACCGUCUCUGUGCAGAAGUUCAUUCUGGACUGGGCCGAGGGAAAAGCUAAUCAGGAUGUAGAUUUCAUGUUUGUGCUUCCAUUUCGAGAGCUGAACUUGAUCAGAGAUCAUCAGUACAGUCUUCACAGACUUCUGCUGGACUUUCAUCCUGAACUUCAAGAUCUGGACUCACAGAUUUAUGAGGAGUGUAAAGUUGUGUUCAUCUUUGAUGGUCUGGAUGAAAGCAGAAUCACACUGAUGUUUUCAGACGCUCAGAAAGUUUGUGAUGUGACUGAGACUUCAUCAGUGGCUGUGUUGAUGUCAAAGCUGAUGAAAGGAGAGCUGCUUCCCUCUGCUCUCAUCUGGAUCACCUCCAGACCAGCAGCAGCCAAUCAGAUCCCCUCCAAAUACAUCCACCGUCUGACAGAAAUUCAGGGAUUCACUGAGCCUCAGAAGGAGGAAUAUUUCAGGAAGAGAAUCAGUGAUGAGCAUCAAGCCAGCAGAAUCAUCUCACACAUCAGAAGAGCAAGAAGCCUCCACAUCAUGUGCCACAUCCCCGUCUUCUGCUGGAUCUCAUCCACUGUGCUUCAGAAGCUCCUGGAAGAAGAUCUGAGUGCAGAAAUCCCUCAAACUCUGACUGAAAUGUACAUCCACUUCUUGCUGAUUCAGAUCAACAUGAGGAAGCAGAAGUAUGAAGAGAGAGAUCCAGAGAAACUCCUGCCGUCCAACAGAGAAGUGAUUGUGAAACUUGCUGAAGUGGCUUUCAAACAGCUGAUGAAGGGCAAUGUGAUGUUCUAUGAGGAGGACCUGAUUGAGAGCAGCAUAGACGUCACUGACGCCUCGGUGUAUUCUGGGAUUUGCACUGAGAUCUUUAAGGAGGAAUCUGUGAUUCAUCAGAGGAAAGUCUACAGCUUCAUUCAUCUGAGCGUUCAGGAGUUUCUCGCUGCUUUCUAUCUGCUUUACUGCUGUUUAACAAAGAACAAGAAACCACUGCAUGAAUUCAGAUCUAACAGAUCUGAUAAAGACUCUCUGUAUGAUCUACUAACAUCAGCAGUAUAUAAAGCUCUCAAGAGUGAGAAUGGACGUCUGGAUUUGUUCCUGCGGUUCCUGCUGGGCAUCUCACUGGAGUCCAAUCAGAGACUCUUACAGGAUCUACUGACACACACAGAGAACAGCUCAGAGACCAUCAGCAGAACCACACAGUACAUUAAAGAGAGGAUCACAGAUCCAAAUGAUCAUUAUCGUCUCUCAGCUAAUCAGUCGAUCAAUCUGUUCCUCUGUCUGCUGGAAGUGAAAGAUCAGACUCUGUUCAGAGAGAUUCAGGAGUUUGUGAAAUCAGACAAACACUCAGAGAAGAAACUCUCUGCUGCUCACUGCUCAACAAUCUCCUACAUGCUUCAGAUGUCAGAGGAGACACUGGAUGAGCUGAACACCAUGAAAUACAACACAUCAGCUGAGGGGAGAAGAAGACUGAUACCAGCUGUGAUCAACUGCAGAAAAGCUCUGUGAGUGUUUCAUCAUCAACUAAAGGAUCAUAUUUAAUAAUGAACCUGACUCCUUUAAAAUAAAUGUUCCUGAAUGAGAGAUUUUCUCCUGAAUAACAGGCCAGAAUCUUAAAGGAGUCCCAACAUGUGUUUUUAAUCCAGUAGAUAUUAGAGUAAAAGGUAAAAACAACCCCGUCACAUGAGAAACUGGUUCAUUAAAUCAGCAGCAGCUGCAGCAAAGAGACGCUCCACACAUUGAUCCGUAAAGCUGACAUUCACACAUUUCACUCUCAAUCAAGACACAAUCAUGAUAUCAACUACUGCUAAUAUUAAUAACUAUAAUAACAUUUAAUCUGCAGUAAUUAUUGAUCAUAAAUGCUGAAUGUUGCAGCUGUUUGACUGCUGUUACAGUGAACUAUUACAGUGAAGACAGAGCUUGACGUCUGCUUACUCUUUACUGUACAGCACUAGACACUAUUUUACAUUAUUAUACAUUUAAAGAGCUCUGCAUUAUGACAUAAAAUAAAUCAAACCAUAGAAAAGGUGGAUGAGUGUGAAUGGUAAUAUUAUGAGUGAUAUAGGUCUAGUUUUCUAACACAUAUUUACUCUGUCAGCAUUGUGACCACAUUAAUGUCACAAAUAAAAGAUUAAAACUUACAUUUCAGCAGCUCACACACGGACAUGAAUUAUUCACACAAAACAAGCGAAGAGUUUGUCAUUUAAUGAGAUCUGUGUUAAAUAUCCAUUUACAUGUCAGUCUUUUGUGAAAAUGACUUUUACAAACUCAGAUGUGACGCAUUUCUGUGAAGGACUACAGAACAAGCUCUGAUUCACAACAUUAGUGUCCAAACACAGAAAUAAAAGAGGGUCUAUAUAUCAGAUCAGGAUCUGAAGACUAUAAUAAACACAAAUCCAGCUCUAGAGCAUCAGAUCUCACAGUCAGCUCAAAACAAUGAUGUGCAGGACACCACUGAUGAUCUUUAUGAUUGUGAAGGAGAGGAAUGAAGAGCUUCUCUCUCGUGAACACGCUGCUGGAGAAGAUUCUUCUGUGUGUUUCAGGAAAAGUUCAUCAGUAGUCUAGUGCUCGAGCGCUGCUCAACAAUGUCAGAGACACGGCUUCAGAUCUACAACAAACCUGCUCCUUCUUCUCAUUUACUCAUUUAUCUGUUGAUUUCUUCAAUUAAUGCAGAGAUUUA